CGCGAGAUGCCGUCGGAGCAGUUCCGCAUGGAGACCCUGGAGGCUCUCCGGAGCAGCCGCAAAGGGCAGCUCGUCUACUGUCGGCGGUGGGACCCGGGCGAGGAAAUUCUGGAAGGGUACAGAGCUCCCCCUGAGCUGUCACCCUAUUCAGGUUGGGUGCUGGAACGACUGCUCUCCCGCUCUCCCAAGGAAGGCCCUGUCUUUACAAGUUCAGCUCUUGAAGAAGAAUCUGCUCCUGUUAUAUCCCAGGUGUCCUCUUUCACAAGCACUGUUUCACCCACCAACCUGUUGCUUUCCAGACCACUUUCAACAGAAGCACCAAGUGAUGCGCAGGACUGUGAGAAAUGGAGAGAUCUGGAGACCAACCAGGAGAUCGUUACUGUGCCUCCACCUUCAAAAAACGUGGAGGUAGAAGGCCUCAUACGCUUGCACGAGGAAAGCCAGAGGUUGAAAGGAAAGGAAGAGCUCAGGAAGCGCCUGGAACAGCAAGAACAGGUGGUGAAGGCCGCCUCAGAGGAGGCAAGCGAGCUGCUGAAACGCUUCGAUGAGCUCAAGGAGCUCAAGCAGCAUCAGGAAUAUCAAGACCUGCAGCAAGUGAUAGAGAACAGCUCCAAAGAAACUCAAGGGCAACAGGAAAAGCUGAAGGAGGAGCAUCGACGCAGAGCCAAGCUUUUGAACCGGAAACUACGUGAGGCAGAGCAGCAGCGCCAGCGCCAAGAGGAACUGGAGCGCCUUCGCAAGGAGGAGAACCAGGAGCGGCUCCGGCGCCUCUAUUCCAUCCAAGAGGAGGUGCUGCGGAUCAAUCAACAGAUUGGGGUCCAUAACCGGCAUAAAGACUUGCCUGGGAUCGACCUGUCAGCCUACAGUAACCGUGGCAAUCAGAUUUGCGGGGAAGUGUCCAGGCUUGUCCACACAGCCAGCGAGAGAGGGUUUCCCGCUCAGGUGGACAUGGCCUCUGCUGAACAGGUACUCCUGGAAAUGCAAGGGUUAAUUGCCAGUAUGCAGCAAGAGAUUGGCCUGGCCAUGGAAGAGAAGAGGAGGCAUGAGGAGGCGGCGGCGGCAGCAGAGGCGGCAAAGGAGAGGGAGAAGGAGCUGCAGAAGCAGGAGCUUGCCAAAGCCCAGGCCCCAAAUCCUGCAAAGCUUGUUGGAGGGAAAUCCCUGGAGGCCGGACUGCAGGUGAAAGCAGCGGAGAAAACUCUGCAGUGGUACCAGCAAUUGCAGAAAGAGUGUGAGCAGUGCGUUGCUUCCUUCAGUGGGCUGGCUGACAGCCAAGACAGCCAGGUGAAAAAAAUCAGAAUGGAUUUGCAGAAGGCAGCCACCAUCCCGGUUAGCCAGAUUUCUACCAGAGCAGGUUCUCAGCUGAGAGAGAUAUUUGAUAAGAUCAAUAACUUCCUUUCAGGAAAGUCCGUACAUAGUGGCGGACGCAAUGUAACUGUUACUCAACAUCCUCAAGGCCUGGCAUUCGUUUAUUUCAAGCUGGCAGAAAAGUUUGUGAAACAAGGAGAGGAGGAAGUGGCUUCACAUCACGAGGCGGCUUUCCCCAUCGCUGUGGUGGCUUCCGGCAUCUGGGAGCUGCACCCCAAGGUUGGAGACCUCAUUCUGGCACAUCUGCACAAAAAGUGUCCUUAUGCCGUCCCAUUCUACCCAGCAUUGAAGGAAGGCACUCCCCUGGAAGAGUAUCAGAGGACACUUGGUUACCAAGUUAAAGAUUCAAAGGUCGAGCCACAGGAUAACUUCCUGAAACGUAUGUCCGGGAUGAUCCGCCUGUAUGCCGCUAUCCUCCAACUUCGGUGGCCUUACGGAAACAGUCAGGGGAGUCAUCCUCAUGGACUGAACCACGCUUGGCGCUGGCUGGCACAAAUGCUGAACAUGGAGCCCCUAGCAGAUGUGACGGCUACAAUUCUGUUUGACUUCUUGGAGGUCUGUGGGAAUGCUCUCAUGAGGCAAUACCAAGUGCAAUUUUGGAAGAUGAUGCUACUUAUCAGAGAAGAGUAUUUCCCAAGAAUUGAAGCAAUUACUAAUACUGGAGAAAUGGGCUCCUUAAUGAGGUUCAAGCAGUUCUUGGAGAAAUGUUUACAGCGAAGGGAAAUUCCUCUGCCAAAGGGGUUUUUGCCGCCAUCUUUCUGGAAGUUAUGAUUUGGCUCCUCCUGUUUU
Molecule: messenger RNA, 2154 nt
Organism: Euleptes europaea (tarantolino)
Lineage: Eukaryota; Metazoa; Chordata; Lepidosauria; Squamata; Sphaerodactylidae
Gene: GLE1
Product: GLE1 RNA export mediator
Exons: 16
Coding region: 7-2136 (709 amino acids)
Biological process (GO): poly(A)+ mRNA export from nucleus; regulation of translational initiation; regulation of translational termination
Cellular component (GO): nuclear pore cytoplasmic filaments; cytoplasm; nuclear pore
Molecular function (GO): inositol hexakisphosphate binding; translation initiation factor binding; phospholipid binding
Source: RefSeq, a predicted model, not a curated record